Molecule: messenger RNA, 966 nt
Organism: Macrobrachium nipponense
Lineage: Eukaryota; Metazoa; Arthropoda; Malacostraca; Decapoda; Palaemonidae
Product: synaptotagmin-9-like
Exons: 6
Coding region: 1-966 (321 amino acids)
Biological process (GO): synaptic vesicle endocytosis; cellular response to calcium ion; regulation of dopamine secretion
Cellular component (GO): plasma membrane; exocytic vesicle
Molecular function (GO): clathrin binding; calcium-dependent phospholipid binding; calcium ion binding
Source: RefSeq, a predicted model, not a curated record
AUGACAACAGACACACCUUUCACUAUGGAAGAACUAAACAGUGCACUCAGCAAGGGGAAAAGAGACACAGCCCCUGGAGCAGAUGCAAUCACCUACAGCAUGCUGAGGCCCAUGGGAGGACCUGCCAAACAGGGGGCCAUUCUAAGCCCCUUCUUAUUCAAUGUCCUUAUGGAGCUACCACAAGGAGUAGAGGUCUUCAUAUAUGCUGAUGAUGUUUGCAUCAUCAACGCCAGCCCUCAAAGACAACUCCAAAAGAUGCAAGAAGCCUCGCAAAACCUUGAGGACAAGUGCACACAACUGGGACUCAAAAUCAACAGAAACAAGACAAAAGCCAUGAUCACGGCCAAAGAGCUGGAAGAAAGGGCCCUGAAGCUGACCUUUUUCGACGUUGAUCGAGACAAGAAACACCAAGUGAUCGGACACGUCCUUUUUAUGCUAAAGGAUCUGGCUCCAUGGGAGGGCAAGAGAAUGCUGCGACGGGACUUGGAGAGAGAGGUCAGCUUAAGCCCACGUGACCUGGGUCAACUAGAGGUCUCGCUAUGCUACAACAACAAUCUGGAGAGGCUAACUGUCACGGUGGGCUCAGCUAAACAGUUGAAAGUGGACGAGGACAUCAGGCAAGAUAAAAAUGAGUUCCAGGCUCGGGUGGCGCUCAUGCAACAGACGAAGAUGAACAAAACCAAGAAAACAGCCGUGGUUAAGGGGACCGAUUCUCCAAGCUUCAAUGAGAGCUUCAACUUCAAGGUGGCUCCAGAUGCUUUGGACACAACUGCUGUUUGCAUCCAUAUCACAGCUGGGAAGAAAUCAGGUAUCCAUCACUUGACAUUUCAGUCUCUCUUCUAUCGGACGUUUUCUGUAAUUAGUCAAGGCAUCUUGCCAGAUGUUAAUAUCAAAAUUGUCAGUGUCAAAAUAUUUGAUUUUAAAGUAUUGAACAUCAAAUAUCUAAAGUAUCUUGGUGCCCUUUAG